Molecule: messenger RNA, 1852 nt
Organism: Brassica rapa (field mustard)
Lineage: Eukaryota; Viridiplantae; Streptophyta; Magnoliopsida; Brassicales; Brassicaceae
Product: UDP-glucose 6-dehydrogenase 3
Biological process (GO): glycosaminoglycan biosynthetic process
Cellular component (GO): nucleus
Molecular function (GO): NAD binding; UDP-glucose 6-dehydrogenase activity
Source: RefSeq, a predicted model, not a curated record
UCAACACCUAUAUAAACUCCUUACUCGCCCCGCUCUUCUUCUCCAUCGCCAGAUUCAGCGAUUCACUCAUCCCCAGCUCCGUUUUCUUCGAUUACCGUCGACGACAAGCUUCCACAAAGUUUUAAAAAAGCAAAAAAAAAAAAGAAAUGGUGAAGAUAUGCUGCAUUGGAGCUGGAUACGUGGGUGGUCCAACCAUGGCAGUCAUUGCUCUAAAAUGCCCAUCCGUUGAAGUAGCAGUCGUUGACAUCUCCGUCCCAAGGAUCACCGCCUGGAACAGCGACCAGCUCCCCAUCUACGAGCCUGGUCUCGACGACGUCGUCAAGCAGUGCCGUGGGAAGAAUCUUUUCUUCAGCACCGACGUUGAGAAACACGUCAGAGAGGCUGACAUUGUCUUUGUCUCUGUCAACACACCCACCAAGACCCGCGGUCUAGGAGCUGGCAAAGCUGCUGACUUGACUUACUGGGAGAGCGCUGCUCGUAUGAUCGCUGACGUGUCCGUUUCCGACAAGAUUGUCGUUGAGAAAUCAACUGUUCCGGUGAAAACCGCAGAGGCCAUUGAGAAGAUUCUUACGCAUAACAGCAAAGGGAUCAAGUUUCAGAUCCUCUCCAACCCUGAGUUUCUCGCUGAAGGAACCGCUAUUGAGGAUCUCUUCAAGCCUGACCGUGUCCUCAUCGGUGGUCGCGAGACGCCUGAAGGGUUUGCAGCUGUUAAAGCCUUGAAAGACGUUUACUCCCAGUGGGUCCCUGAAGAGAGGAUCCUCACGACAAAUCUCUGGUCUGCGGAGCUCUCCAAGCUCGCUGCUAACGCCUUCUUAGCUCAGAGGAUCUCGUCGGUUAACGCGAUGUCUGCUCUCUGUGAAGCAACGGGCGCCAAUGUCUCUGAAGUCUCUUACGCUGUGGGUAAAGACUCUCGGAUCGGUCCUAAGUUCUUGAACUCGAGUGUUGGCUUUGGAGGGUCCUGUUUCCAGAAAGACAUCCUCAACUUAGUCUACAUCUGUGAAUGCAACGGCUUACCUGAAGUCGCUGAGUACUGGAAGCAAGUCAUCAAGAUCAACGACUACCAGAAAACAAGAUUCGUUAACCGCAUCGUCUCCUCGAUGUUCAACACCGUCUCCAACAAAAAGAUUGCAGUUCUCGGUUUCGCCUUCAAGAAAGACACGGGAGACACGAGAGAGACUCCAGCCAUCGAUGUCUGCAAAGGCUUGUUAGGUGACAAAGCUCGUAUCAGCAUCUACGACCCGCAGGUCACGGAAGAGCAGAUCCAGAGAGACUUGACCAUGAACAAGUUCGACUGGGACCACCCGCUUCAUCUCCAGCCUAUGAGCCCCACAACUGUGAAGCAAGUCUCGGUCGCUUGGGACGCGUACGCUGCCACCAAGGACGCUCACGGUAUCUGCAUUUUGACCGAGUGGGAUGAGUUCAAGAAGCUCGAUUACGAGAAGAUCUUUGAGAAUAUGCAGAAACCUGCGUUUGUUUUUGAUGGGAGGAACGUGGUGGAUGCUGAGAAGCUGAGGAAGAUUGGGUUUAUUGUUUACUCUAUUGGUAAGCCGUUGGACCAGUGGCUCAAGGACAUGCCUGCUCUUGCCUAAACCAAAUCCAAACAAACAAACCUCUUCCUUAGCUUUUUUUUUCAUUUUUUCCCCCGAAUUAUUCUGAAUUUUUCAUAUAAUUUUUUUUUUCCAUUUUAAUAUGUUUUGAACAAUAAUUGUCGGUUCUGUUAUUCUUAUGAAAAUCCAACAGAGAUUUUUAGGUUUGGUUUCUGUUGGUAAUUAUGUACCUUGGGUUAAUCAUAUAUUGUAAGUUUUUUCAAGUAUUAUUACAUGAUAUAAAAAGUUUUCUCGGUUGGAAAUUA